Messenger RNA from Leucoraja erinaceus (little skate), 3898 nucleotides. Its product is annotated as protein diaphanous homolog 1-like. Gene Ontology annotation, biological process: actin filament polymerization. NCBI's taxonomy places the organism in Eukaryota, Metazoa, Chordata, Chondrichthyes, Rajiformes, Rajidae. The record is from RefSeq and is a predicted model, not a curated record. Gene Ontology annotation, cellular component: cytoplasm; actin filament. Gene Ontology annotation, molecular function: microtubule binding; actin binding. Bases 1 to 1011 code for a protein of 336 amino acids. The transcript is spliced from 7 exons.
AUGUACCAAGCUAAAAAGGAACAACAAGACACAGAUGAGAAAAAAAUAUCACAAAAGAAAAAAGUUAAAGAACUUAAAGUAUUGGAUGGCAAAACAGCUCAGAAUUUGUCUAUAUUCUUGGGUUCUCACCGCUUGCCAUAUGAAGAAAUAAAAAGAAUGAUUCUUGAGGUGGAUGAGAAGCGUCUUACAGAAUCACUGAUCCAAAACCUUGUGAAGCAGCUUCCAUCGCAGGAGCAGUUGAAUGCUUUACUUGAGCUGAAAGAGGAAUACAAUGAUCUCUCGGAACCAGAGCAGUUUAUCGUAAUAUUGAGCUCCGUGCCCCGCCUGGAGGCUCGACUGAACGCCAUACAAUUUCAGCUGCAGUUUGAAGAACAAGUUAACAACCUCAAACCAGACAUUGUGUCGGUGAAAGCGGCCUGUGAGGAAGUGAGGUCCAGUGAAAAUUUUUCCAAGCUAAUGGAAAUCGUCCUUUUGGUGGGGAACUUCAUGAAUGCAGGGUCACGGAAUGCUGGAGCAUAUGGAUUCAACAUUAGUUUCCUUUGCAAAUUAAAAGAUACAAAAUCAUCUGAUCAGAAGAUGACACUGAUGCACUUUUUAGCAGAAACCUGUGAAGAGCAGUACCCCGAGGUUAUUCACUUCACUGAGGAUCUAAACCAUGUGGAAAAAGCAAGCCGAGUUUCAGCAGAAUUACUGCAGAAGAAUGUGGAACAAAUGGGGAAACAGAUUGCUAGACUGCAAAAGGACAUUGAUAGCUUCCCACAAUCCAACGACACUCAAGACAAGUUUGUCGAGAAAAUGACAAUAUCCUUUUUCUUUGCUAAGGGCGUUUCCUAUUUUAAUACUAGGUGUUGCUUUCAUCCCCAUAUGUGCUUCAUAUUUUUAACCCAAAAUUGGAAAGAAUCAAACAGCAGCUUUCAUAUUACUUUCAGGAUGUCCAUUACUACAUUGCAGGAAAUGAGGCAGCCAGUCGAUGCUCAACAACCUCCUACAGCUUUGAUAAUUGUCACCUAAUCAGUUUCUUGCAAUUGCUUUUCUUGAGGACUAAAUAUUGGCCUUGCUUUUCUCUGAACUAAUGUUGGCUGUUUGUUUUAGCCCACCUGAGUGAGCAGACCGGACUUUGGUCUUCCAGGUAGGUGUCAGAGUGGUAGUGGCUUUGGAAAUCAAAGUAACUGCCAACAGGAAACUCAAGACUGGCCCUGCACCCUGCAUUUACAGUCAGGAAGAUAAAUGCCUGGUUUUAAUUGCAGCAUUCUGGUCAUUUAUGUCCAUAAAUAGUACAGUCAAAUAAAUAGCAUUCUCCAGUAAGUAUUUUAAAGUUAUCAAAGGGCAUUUUGAUCCUUCUGUCUCUAAUUUUUGAAUGCUUUGUUGGUCUAGAAUCGUCGUACCAUGAAUAGUACACAUCUGAGAGAGAGUGAGCUGUAAAUGGAAAAGCAAAGAUUUUUUUUUUUUAAAGUCUUCAAAUUACAGAAAAUGCCAAAAAGAAAUGGAGCAUGUUCCAAUUUUCCGAUGUGAGAAAAGAUAAAGCUGCAAUCGCAAAGUCACAACAGGAAGUAAUAUGAAGAGUACGAAACUCUUUAUUUUAAAAAAAAAAGAGAAGUAAUAAAACUUGGAUGAAUACUCAUGAAUAAGAUGUGUUAGUUCAAAGACUAACUUUCACAUUCUGCACAGACAAGUAUGAAUGAAGAUUUACGUACUUAUCCCUUGUUAAAGAUGGAGAAGCCAAGAAUAGAACCAAUGAGAGCUGCAUUGCAAAGAGUGAAAGAUGAGUUACAGGAUGAGCAAAUGGUUGCUUUUUACCAAGGGGUAAAAGAUUCAAAAUAGUGAUACCCUGAAAAAUAAAGUCAUUAUUAUACUUACGUUUCUCUAGAAUGAGCCUUGCUUCAAUCCUGGACCUUGGACACAAUGCAAGAGCUGCUCCUUCAACGGUGCAUACUAUGCAGGGCUUAUUUGACAUGUGUUUUGGUAACUGUUUAUCCACACAAAUAAUAUUGCAAUUUGAUAUUAAUAUUAUCCAUUUCAGCAUGGUUGUGCAAUAUUCCAUGUUCUUCCCAUGUAAACAUUUGCAUUGUUUUUACCUAGAGUGAAAUUGAUGAAGUGAUUCACUGUGGUGGAAUUAAAAUGAGUUGUUCUUGAAAAAUCAAAGUAUUCAGUAACUAGAAAUGGAAAGGUAUUUUGAUACUGUUAAAUGCUGAAAAUAGAAGGAUACUGAGAAUGGCAUGUUGCUUUACUGUGGACUGCUUAUAAUACCUUGUAACAGUGUAAAUUAAUUGCCUUUCAUUGCAUCAGAAAUGCUAUGUCAUUGUAUGAGCUGGGGUCUGACCUCUGGUUCCUGUAUUACAAUUAGGGACAGCACAGUGGGACAACGGUAGAGUUGGUGCCUUACAGCAUCAGACACCCGGGUUCAAUCCUGACCUCAGGUGCUGUCUGUACGAAGUUUGUAUGUUCUCCCUGUGACCAUGUGGGCUUUCUCCAGGUACUCCGAUUUCGUUCCACACUCGAAAGAUGGCCAAGUUUGUAGGUUAAUUGGCUUCUGCAGGUUGUAAAUUGUCCCUAGUGUGUAGGGUAGUGCUAGUGAAUGGGAUGAUCGCUGACUUGGUGCUAAAGGGCCUGUUUCUCUAAAGUCCAAACUGAUCAUUUGUCUUGUUUUUCUUGUUGUUGGAUGAAGGAUUCCUCUUCUGUUUAAAACAUGAAAUAAUAGUAAAUCAUGAAAGCAUGCACAGGUAAAGGUUGCUGUCCAAAUGUAGCUGUGCACGUUUUGAAGACUGACUUUUACUUAAUAUCUUUUAAAUAGAAGGGAAACUCUUCAUCAACUACAACAUGAAAAAAAUGAUCAGUUGUAACGCAGGAAGAUCGACUGGGAACACAAACAAAUAUAAAGACAUCCUUGUGGUGCGUAGUUCUCAUCCAAUACCACAGAUGGUGUGGCUCAUAUAUAGGUCAUCAACCCCAUUGUUUGUAAUCUUAUACAACUUGAUUAAUGUACAAGGGAAUACCUUAAAUCCAUUGUAAGCACAAUAACAAUAUUAGAAAUAGAUGGGAUAUUAUGCUCUUUCAUGAAGAGAUUCAGCAUUGUCCACCCAUCAUCUUAAUAUUUGAGCUUUACCAUUAACCUAUGUUUCACCUUUGAUUUUAAAGUUUUUUUUAAUGCAUUUGCAAAAUAAUAAUUUAUUCUAGAGUUUAUGUAAUAUAGUAGCACAUGGAAGAGAUGUAGAAUUGGACUAUACUAGUAAAGAAUUAACAGUUUAUAUUGCCCACAUUAAUGAUAUUGUUAUUUAUUUUGCAUGAAAUUGUUUGAAAUUAAUCAGUAAAACAGAGGUGACAUAUUUCUACUUUCUCAGUGAAUGUUAACUUUCUAAAAUAAUAAUGCAAAUUGAUUCGUAACUAAAACUAUAACUACUGCCAUCAGCUCUAAUUGUCAGGAACUGUUCAGUACUUUAUUGAAUUGUAGUUAUUAUAUGAAAUAUCCAUUAAAGUUGCAAUAUUCGAACAAGCAUUAAAGGAAAAUUACAUUUGUAGUCCAGCUGCAGUAUAUUCGUAGUCUCGUAAAGCUUCCAAUAUUGAGUCGUAUAUCAGAAAGAGGAAGGUGGGCUGCUUGUCAGAUAUCCAUUGCCCCACUCCCAGGAUAUUGCAGGAGUUCCUCAGGCCUGUGUCCUAACAGUACAAUAUUCAUCUGCUUCACAAUUACUUUCCUUUCAUUCUAAAAUCAGAAGUGGGGAUGUUUGUUGAUCAGUGCACAAUGUUGAAUUUACAUCAAGUUCCUCAAUAUGAAGAAGCCCAUGAGUUAAGACCUGAACAAGGCUCCUGAAUGGGUUAUGUUGGCAGAUGGCAUUCACUCCACAGAAGUGUUGAGCAAUGGCUAUCUCCAAUAAGAGAAAAUCUUCCAUGUAUUCUUGACGUC